UCGUGGUGGUGGGGGGGGGGGGUUCGGUUCGAUCCGCCAUGGCGAAGAUGGGCCCGAAAGCGGUUCCGCCCGCCACGCUGCGCCGCUGGGAGCGCGAGCAGGCCCGGCUGCGGGCCGCUGUGGUACCGGAGGAUACAGAGAGGUGGCAACGGGAACCGGGCUGGGCCGGACUGCAACGGGUGGGAGGCGUGGAUCUGUCCUACGUCAAAGGAGACGACGGCAGCGCCUGCGCGUCCCUGGUUGUGCUCAGCUAUCCCGGCCUCGAGGUGCUGUACGAGGAUUACCGGAUGGUGGCUGUGAGUGCCCCAUACGUGGCUGGAUUCUUGGCCUUCAGAGAGGUCCCUUUCCUGGUGGAAUCUGUUCAGAGACUUGAGCAGGAGAAGCCCGAGCUCAGACCUCAGGUGCUGCUUGUAGAUGGGAAUGGCCUGCUCCAUCAGAGAGGGUUUGGUGUGGCCUGUCACCUGGGAGUCCUGACAGAUCUGCCAUGCGUUGGAGUGGCCAAGAACCUCCUGCAUGUGGAUGGCUUAGUCAAGGAUGAGCUGCACAAAGAGCAGAUUCGUUCCCUGCAGAAGAAAGGAGAUACUUUCCCUCUGACAGGCACUUCGGGGGCUGUCCUUGGUAUGGCCCUGCGAAGCUGUAACAACAGCUAUAAACCCCUGUAUAUCUCAGUGGGCCACCGGAUAUGCCUGGAGACAGCCGUGCGUCUGGUCAAGUCCUGCUGCAAGUACCGGAUCCCGGAGCCCAUCCGCCAGGCUGACAUUAGAUCCAGGGCGUAUAUUCAGAAGCAGAUGUGUUCCCCACCAGCAGUCGCACCUUCUGGGCUAAAGAGAAAAGACAGGGCUGACCUGGAGGAAGAAUCUCAUUGUAGAAGUAACGAAGAAGACCCUCAACAUUGAAUCCGCUGGCUGUGGUUGUGCAGAGGGCAGUCAGUGGCUGUGUGCCUCCUGGGGCAGAGCAGCACACGGCUGUGUUGGUCAGCACAACACCAGCAGCAGUGCUGCACUGUUCCAUCAGGCUCAAAUCAGCCUCUGUAUAAUUUGUUACUUGAUAUUUAGAUGUUUAUAUUUUUCAUUGUUUAUAAUACAUAUAUCCACUUGUAGUUUUGCUACAA
Messenger RNA from Coturnix japonica (Japanese quail), 1111 nucleotides. It is a transcript of the gene ENDOV, whose product is annotated as endonuclease V. The record is from RefSeq and is a predicted model, not a curated record. Gene Ontology annotation, cellular component: nucleolus; cytoplasm. Gene Ontology annotation, biological process: DNA repair. Lineage: Eukaryota; Metazoa; Chordata; Aves; Galliformes; Phasianidae. Gene Ontology annotation, molecular function: RNA endonuclease activity producing 5'-phosphomonoesters, hydrolytic mechanism; single-stranded RNA binding.